Messenger RNA from Anopheles maculipalpis, 3444 nucleotides. It is a transcript of the gene Bre1, whose product is annotated as E3 ubiquitin-protein ligase Bre1. NCBI's taxonomy places the organism in Eukaryota, Metazoa, Arthropoda, Insecta, Diptera, Culicidae. Gene Ontology annotation, cellular component: HULC complex; nucleus. Gene Ontology annotation, molecular function: metal ion binding; ubiquitin protein ligase activity. Bases 263 to 3412 code for a protein of 1049 amino acids. The record is from RefSeq and is a predicted model, not a curated record. The transcript is spliced from 5 exons.
UGGUGAGGAAAACGUACGAUGUACCAACCUGCUUUGAUUAGACUUUGAUUAUUGCUAUUAUUAUUCAAUCGGGACUGGCUGGCUUGGCUUUGUUGAUGUGAACGGUUUUUCCAUUUUCUUCACUUAAUUGUUGAAAGAAAUAGUAGUUCGCACGUAAUUUAUGCUUCCGCGAAGGUCCUACGGUACGGUUCUCUAGGUUUACACGUUCCCCCGGUCGGCUGGAACCGUAGGAGGGAGCAUCCCACCCAGCGUAGAUCGAACGAUGUCGAAACGAUCGGCAGAGGACGCGUCCGGUGGUGGUGGAGGCGGCGCAGGCGGUGGAAGCGCUGCUGCUGCUGCUACAGGUGGGGCAGGUGGUUUACAGCCACCGAUCAAGAAGGUACACUUCGAGCCACACCUGAUCGGACCGAUUUCGACGCUGGAAGAGCUGGACAUUAAGGUGCUGAAGUUUCAAAACAAAAAGCUGGCCCAGCGGAUCGAACAGCGGAUACGAUGCGAAUCGGAGCUACGGUCACGAAUCGAGCAACUCGAGAAGCGUCAAACGCAGGACGAUGCCGUACUGAACGUCGUGAAUCGGUAUUGGAACCAGCUGAACGAAGACAUCCGCGUGCUGCUGCAACGCUUCGACGCGGAAACGGCGGACGAAUCGGAAAACAAAAAUGAGAAUGAGGUAACAACCUCGUUCCUCAUGCAGCUAUCGACCUGGGAUAAGGAAGAGCUGGAUGACAAGCUGGCGAAUCGAGUACAGGUGUCAAAGCGCGCCGUAGCCAAAAUCGUCCAAGUGUUCGACCGGUUAAUGCAGCGUAACGAGAAGCUAAUGCUGGCGAUGAAGGGCGAGUCAGAGGACGGCAAAUCGCCGGCCAUGGCACCGCCCGAUCUGGACGAAUCCCUGCGCCAAACAUACAUCGACGUGAUGGCGGAAAACCGUAACCUGCAGACACAGAACACGCUGCUGCACGAAAAGUUUCACACGAUAUCGCUCAAGAUGAGCGAGUAUCAGGACAUGCUGAACGGAAAGGAAACGGAAGCGGCCGAACUGCGCAACCAGAUCGACGAUCUGCAGUACGAGCUGGAGAAGGUUAGGUGUCGAAACGAUAAGCUCGAAAACCAUCUUGCCGAGGCGAUCGAAAAGCUGAAGGCGUACCAUCAGCUUCACGGCGGCGAUCCACUAAGUGGGGGCGGCGCUGGUGGCGGUGAAUCUGGACGACAGUCGUCCUCGGCAGGCGGUGGUGGCUCGCGGGGGUCCGGCUCGAUGACGAGUGUGGCCGCACAGCAUCUGGAAGAUUUGCAAAAAGAGCUAGAGGAGUACAAGGAACUAUCGAACAACCGGUUGCAGGAGCUGGACAAGUUGCAUUUGCAGCACCGCGAGGCGCUGAAGGAGGUUGAGAAGCUAAAGAUGGACAUCCGGCAGCUGCCGGAAUCGGUAAUUGUUGAGACGACCGAGUACAAGUGCUUACAGUCACAGUUCUCCGUGCUGUACAACGAGUCCAUGCAGAUCAAGACACUGCUAGACGAGAGCCGAAAUCAGCUGCAGUCGAGCAAGAACCAACAUCUGCGCCAAAUCGAGAUGAUGGAGAGCGAAGAGCUGAUCGCGCAGAAGCGGGUACGCAGCGACAUGAUCCAGAUGGAGGACGUGAUGUCGCAGAUUCGCAAAGAGUACGAGAUGCUGCGGAUUGAGUUCGAGCAAAACAUGGCGGCAAACGAGCAGACUGCCCCGAUUAAUCACGAGAUGCGUCACCUCAUCCUGUCGCUGCAGAAUCACAACGGUCAGCUGAAGGGUGAGGUGCAGCGAUAUAAGAAAAAGUACAAAGACGUGUCCGCGGACAAUACGAAGCUGCGGAAGGAUCUGGAGGAGCAGACGAGCAAGGUGACCGCGCUGCAGGAAGCCCAGCAGCAGGCGGAAUCGAUCAAGCUGGAAAAUUGCCUCUCGAUGCGUGAUGCGACCAGUGGUGGCGGUGGUAGUGGUGCAGGUGGUGUAUCCGUAAAGGAGGAAUCCGGCGGUAUGCUGCUCGACCGGGACGGUCAGUGCGGGAUCAAGGAGGAAGACCCGAACGGAUCGUUAAACUCGUGCGGUGGUACGGGAGGAUUGGGCGGAACUAGUUCCGGGUCCCUCACGAGGUCAGACUCAGGCGAGGAAGGCGAAAUGGACGCGAACGGUAUCAAGCGGGAGGAGAUCAUUGGCCCCGACGGAAUGGUGGUGAAAAAGGAAGGAUCAUCCGGUGGGACGGGCGGUGGUGGGCUCGGGAUGAUGGAUGGCAAAGCGAACGGACCGGCCGACCAUCAUCGGGGCGUAAAGUGCGUCGAGUCGGAUCUGGUGCGCGACCUGCGCAAUCAGCUGAAGAAAGCUUUAAACGAUCAGAAAGAGAUGAAGCUGCUGCUGGACAUGUACAAGGGUGUGCCGAAGGAGCAGCGGGACAAGGUACAGCUGAUGGCGAGCGAGAAGAAAAAGUGCGCCGAAAUCGAGGACCUCAAAUGUCAGAUGAAGAAGCUGCAGGAGAGCAAGCGGGAGGACCGGAAGAAGCUGGCGGACGAGGAGGCGCUGCGGAAGAUCAAGCAGCUGGAGGAGCAGAAGUACGAGCUGCAGAAGCAGGUCCAGAAUCAGAAGCAACCGCCGGACAGCAGCUGGACCACCGGCUAUCGACCAUUUGAAGAAGAGGCUCUGCUGAACGAGAUGGAGGUGACCGGGCAGGCGUUCGAGGAUAUGCAGGAGCAAAACUCAAGACUGAUACAACAGUUGCGCGAGAAGGACGAUGCAAACUUUAAGCUAAUGUCCGACCGUAUCAAAGCCAAUCAGAUGCACAAGCUGCUCAGGGAGGAAAAGCAACUGCUUGAAGAUCAGGUAUCGACACGCGACAGUCAAAUCGAAGCGAUGCACGUCGUGUUACGAAAGCUCGAGGAAAAGGAACGCAUCCUACAGAAUACGGUCACCACGAUCGAGAAGGAGCUCGUUGCCCGCCAGCAAGCGAUGGAAAUGCACAAGCGAAAAGCGAUCGAAUCGGCCCAAUCCGCAGCAGAUCUGAAGCUCCAUCUCGAGAAAUAUCACGCCCAAAUGAAGGAAGCCCAACAAGUGGUGGCUGAAAAGACGAGUUCGCUCGAGGCGGAAGCAUACAAAACGAAACGGUUGCAGGAAGAGCUGGCGCAAUUUAAGCGCAAGGCGGAGCGGAUGAAGAAGAUCGAAAUGUCGGGCACGACGAUCGACGAGGUGAUGCUGGAGGAGAUCCGGGAGUACAAGGAAACGCUCACCUGUCCAUCGUGCAAGGUGAAACGGAAGGAUGCAGUACUGUCCAAAUGUUUCCACGUGUUUUGUUACGAUUGUCUGCGGACGAGGUAUGAAACGAGGCAGCGGAAGUGCCCGAAGUGCAACUGUGCGUUCGGUGCCAACGACUACCAUCGGCUGUAUCUGUCGACGUAAUAUGUGUGUGUGUAUGUAAGUGACUGUAUCUG